Molecule: messenger RNA, 639 nt
Organism: Vicia villosa (hairy vetch)
Lineage: Eukaryota; Viridiplantae; Streptophyta; Magnoliopsida; Fabales; Fabaceae
Exons: 1
Coding region: 1-639 (212 amino acids)
Source: RefSeq, a predicted model, not a curated record
AUGGCCAAAAUUUUAAUCUUAGUAGUAGUCUUACUUCAAGUGAGCUCUUUCAUGGGCUUUGCUAAAGGGGUUUAUACUCGAAAAAAACACGCAAAACAUCUCCCAUCAGCUCCAACUCCAUCCCCUGUUCAUUCACAAUCUUCUUACUCUUUUGAUUCUCUUGAUUUGGAUCAUCAUCACAAAAAACAUCCUAGACAUCACCCAUCAUCCCCAUCCCCUUCUCCUAGUCAAUCAACCUAUACCUCCUCUAUUGAUUCUAUAGAUUUAGAUCGUCAUCACAAGAGACAUCAUCAUCAUCAUCAUCCAUCAACCCCAAGCCCUUCUCCUGUUCAGUCACCAUCUUCCGUCCAUAUUGAUUCCGUUGAUCUAGACCAUCAUGGCAAGAAACAUCAUCAUCAUCAUGCAUCAGCCCCUAUCCAUUCCCCUAUUCAAUCACCAUCUUCUUUAAUUAAUGAUUCCUUUGAUGUGGAUCAUCACCACAAGAAACAUCAUCGACACCACCCAUCAGCCCCAACCCCUUCCCCAGCUCGAUCACAAUCUUCCUCCUCUAUUGAUUCUCUUGAUUUGGAUCGUCAUCACAAAAAACCCAAGAAGCAUCACCAACAUCACCCACCAGCCCCAACCCCUUCCGCAUUUUGA